This is a messenger RNA of Amaranthus tricolor (Joseph's coat), 1234 nucleotides long. Its product is annotated as protein SRC2-like. Lineage: Eukaryota; Viridiplantae; Streptophyta; Magnoliopsida; Caryophyllales; Amaranthaceae. The coding region runs from base 92 to 997 and encodes 301 amino acids. The transcript has a single exon. The record is from RefSeq and is a predicted model, not a curated record. Gene Ontology annotation, biological process: defense response.
UCUCCCAUCAUAUUUUCUCCACAAAUUAAUCUCCAUUUCCUCACAUAAGGUGGGGAAACCAUUUGAUAAAACUUAAUUAAACCUAAACAAAAUGGAGCAUAGACCCAUUGAGGUGAAGUUACUUUGUGCUAAGGAAUUGAAGGAUGUAAAUGUCUUUUCCAAAAUGGAUGUUUACGUCAUCGGGUCGAUUUCGGGGGACCCACGAUCCAUGCAAAGGACUCUAAUUGAUAAAGAUGGUGGUACCAACCCAACGUGGAAUCAAGAGAUGAAAUUUACAUUUGAUGAAUCAGCUGCCCGAUUGAAUCGGCUUGGUUUAGUUUUCCAAAUUAUGUCGAACCGGACUCUUGGAGAUAAGGAAAUAGGUCGGGUUUAUGUACCCUUAAAAGAGCUUUUUGAUGUUGAGAUUAUUGAGAAUGACAAGCAUAGGCAGGUGGUUUAUCAAGUUCAAACUCUAAGUGGAAAAUUUAAGGGUCAAUUAGAGUUUUCAUUUAAAUUAGGUGACAAAUUUAUUCAAAGCAUUGAACAAAGACUUGAUGAGCCGAUUAUAGCAUACCCGGUUCUAGGUUCAAAUACACCAAGCUAUGGGUAUAACCUAUCAUUUAGACCAAUGGAUCUACUUGGAGAUCCUAGUAUAAGUGGGACCUCACAUCACAAUAGCAUUAUGGUACCUCAAAGUUAUGGAUACGGACAUGGACAUGGACAUGGACAUGGACAUGGACAUGGGUAUAUUAACCCAUGCAUGCAAUCGACGUACCCUAAUCCCCUAAUAGGAUGUCUAUAUGGAAAUGGGUAUCAAGGUGGAUAUGGGUACGUAAGACAAGCACCACCUUAUUACAUGCAACAACGGGUCGGACACAAACCAAAAAAGAGUAAAGUCGGCCUUGUGACAGCGACGGGAAUCGGCGUUGGGGCCGGAUUGUUAGGAGGAUUGUUGAUGGGGGAGAUGGCAGAGGAUGUGGCUAAUGCGGUAGACUAUAAUGACAUGUUUGGUUUUUAAGUAUUUUUCACUUUUUUAAAGGGAGAUUAAAGAACAAAUUAUGGUGAGGGGAAAUUAAAUAAUAUGCUUAAUAAAUUUAAAUUCAUUAUUGGAGAAAUUUUAUGAAACUAUAGAAAAUCACUAAAAUCAAAAACAUUGAACAAUCAUAUUACUUUGCUCACUUUACUUACUACUUCUUUUAUUUUGAUCGUUCAAAUUUAUUUUAUGUAUCGGGGCUAAUAUGUAAGAAAAUAUAUA